AUGAGUAAACGAAACCAAAGGUCAAAGAAUAAACCUGACAGUAGUAGUAACAUCAACUUUGUAUUCAACCCAGAUCAACCCCUCAGUCGUAGUCUUAGCUUCACUGGAAGCGCGCCUACCAGUCCAGCUGCUUCUACGACAGGAUUCAAUAUCGCAGGUACCGCUAGUUCUUCUUCUUCGGGCUUUGGUUCAGGAAACAAACAGCCAUUUGUGUUUGGAAAUGCCUCUAGUACUCAACCCAGCAAUGCCUUCAACUUUUCUACACCAGCCUCACAGACAUUUCCUUCUCCUUUGAAAAGAGGUGUUUCUGAGCUGCCUACUUCGGGGCAAUCAGAUCGCAAUAAUGCUCUUAGACGUUCUACAUCAGAAUUUUCCUUUAGUACUACUUCCAAUCCAUCCACUCCCAAUCCAUUUGGCACUUCCUUAGGAGCCGCUCCCAUCUCCUUUGGCGCGCCCGCUGCUUCAAAUACGCCUGGUGCCACCGCCACUAGUACUUCUGGUUUUGCGCCUGCAGCCAACACAACAGGUAAUGCGCCUGCAUUUAGCUUUGCUCCUGUAACAGGUUCGACAAAUACCACACAAGCCGGAACCUCUACACCUGCUCCUGCUUUCACAUUUGGCGCUACUAGUGCUACUGCACCUUCCGCUUCAUCUGGUGCCUUUAACAAUACCACUUCUACAGCUGCACCCACAUCAACCUCGACAACCCAAACGACGGGUGCUUUUUCGUUUGGAUCGUCCACAGUUAAACCAUCGACAACAGCAACAACAACAUCCGGAUUUACGUUUGGAAAGGUGUCAGAACCUGCUUCCAGUACAGCUGCGCCUGCUUUUGCCUUUAACAAGCCAGCUGAAGCUCCUCCUGCAGCGUCUACAUCUGCAUUCUCCUUUGGAAAGUCGGUGGAGGCACCCAAGACGAAUCCAGCUCCUUCCUUUAGCUUUGUAAAACCUGCAGAGACAACUCAGGCUUCACAGGCAGCAUCUACCGCUGGAACAGCAUCCACAACAGUAACAGCUCCCGCAACAACUACCAGCAGUAGCCCUUUUACAUUUGGGGGUCUCGGCUCUACUUCAAAACCUAGUACCACACCUGCAACAACUGGUUUUACGUUCGGUACUUCUACGUCCACUACAAGUGCAGCUACUACGGCUACUACCACCACUGCUGCCACCACUGCUGCUACUACAGCAACAUCAUCUGCUACGCCCGUCUUCAGCUUUGGAGCAGCCGCGAGUACCAGUAAACCUGCUCCAACUCUUACAUUUGGUACUCCAACGUCAACUACUUCUACCACCACUUCAAGUACUCCUACUACUACUACCACUACAGCAGCAAUAACAAGUAGCUCUGCUCCAACCUUUUCAUUUGGUGUAUCCACCACAACAACAGAGAAAAAAGAUGAUAAAGGGUCUACACCUAUUGUUACGAGUAACCCAUUUACGUUUGGUACGACUGCACCCACUUCAACAAGUAGCUCAUCAACAACUUCUGGUAUCACCACCAGUGCUCCAACUACUACUACACCCAUUAGUCAACCUGUAGUUGCAAAGCCAAAUCCAUUCUCUUUCACAAAAGUACUGGAUGACCUGUCAAAGAUAUCAACUCAGCCUCCUGGUCAGAUAUAUGCUUCUUUAGUCACUCCAUCUUUAGCCAGUUUAUAUCAAACUCAGGUUGUUCACCAUACAAAUUUCAGAAUUGACAAUAUCACGUCCACCACUCGAUUUACCGAACUUCCUGAACAAGCACAGAAAGAACUAGAUGAGGUAGAGAAAUACAUACGUUUGGAAAGCCAACGAAGCGAGUAUAUCAGAAACCACAAGAUGCCCCAGCAAACACAGUUGAUAAACAAAUGCAAAGAAGACAUAGAAGCCUUGUCACAGAAAAUGGAUGCUCUCUCUAGUAUGCUCAAGAUGCGCUUAGAAUCCACAGAGUCCUUGUAUGAUGACGUGAAGGAACAACUGAGACAUGCAAAUGAUGGGUGUGCAGUUAUUGAAGCAUGUAGGCAUCCUGGCACAGCGCCUCGCUGGCUCUUUGGUCGUUCAGAUGAAGACGAUUACUUUUCAUUACUGGCAAAGCAAUUAACAAAUAGAUUGGAAGAAUAUAAAAAGUGCAUUUGGGAAAUUGAACGAACGGCAGAAUCAUGGAGCAAGAAUAGAGCUCAAUCACCUCAAGAUAUUGCACGCAUUAUGCAUGCUCAAAAUCAGACCUUCCUUGCUUUAGCUAACAAGGUUGCUUCCUUACAUGAAGCAGUCGAACGAGAAAAAGAGUAUUAUAAACAGUACUUUAAAGUACACGCUUAA
Rhizopus microsporus ATCC 52813 is the source of this 2301-nucleotide messenger RNA. RefSeq lists its product as uncharacterized. Lineage: Eukaryota; Fungi; Mucoromycota; Mucoromycetes; Mucorales; Rhizopodaceae. Gene Ontology annotation, biological process: nucleocytoplasmic transport. Gene Ontology annotation, molecular function: structural constituent of nuclear pore. The transcript has 6 exons. Bases 1 to 2301 code for a protein of 766 amino acids. Gene Ontology annotation, cellular component: nuclear pore. The record is from RefSeq and is a predicted model, not a curated record.